Carica papaya (papaya) is the source of this 2706-nucleotide messenger RNA. It is a transcript of the gene CCR1, whose product is annotated as CRINKLY4 related 1. Gene Ontology annotation, molecular function: ATP binding; protein kinase activity; protein binding. Gene Ontology annotation, biological process: protein phosphorylation. NCBI's taxonomy places the organism in Eukaryota, Viridiplantae, Streptophyta, Magnoliopsida, Brassicales, Caricaceae. The record is from RefSeq and is a predicted model, not a curated record.
UGGCGACAUUCAGACUCUGUCAUCGUCAGAAUCAUCAGCUCCAUGGGAGCUCUCUUUCUUCCUUGUAAUACAAAUGCUACUCCCAUUCUCACUCUGUAGUACAUGAAUCAUUUCUUGAUCCGCACAGAAAACUUUCAUUUAACCCAUGCACGAUGCGACUCCUCUGUUAUCUUCUUCUUCUUCUUCUUCUUCUUCUUCUCUCUCUUCUCCUUCUGUGGUCUACUCCUGCUUCUGGGUUCGGAUCCAUGGGCCCUAUCUCUGCGGCAUUCGGGGAUGAUGCCUUUUUCUGCGCAAUCGAUGCUAGCGGCAAACAGGAUGUUGUCUGCUGGGGAAAGAAUGCGUCUUCUCUGUCCUCAUCGUCAACUUCGUCGUCCCCAUCUUCGACUUUGUUACUAUCUGCAGAAUCCACUCCAUUCGGCGAUGUUCCUCCAAUGGCAGCUCUCUCCGGUGGUGAAGGAUUUCUCUGCGGCAUUUUAGCGAACAACUCGCAGGCUUUCUGUUGGAGCUCUUUGGAGUCAGGUACGGAUCUUGUUCCUUCCAUUUCUCGAACCACUGCUUAUUCGCAUAUUGCUGCUGGAAAGAACCAUGUUUGUGCUGUUCGAGGAUCUUACUAUUCUGAUCACGAAUCGGGCACCGUUGAUUGUUGGGAGAUUUUGAGGGGCUCUAAUAAUAGCAUCAGCUCAAAACAGAGUGAUCUUUUUUAUAAUCAAUCUGUUGCUAAUCUUGUGUUUAGAAAGGUUGUGUCUGGUGAAGGAUUUAGUUGUGGUGAGGCAAGACAAGGAGGGAUUUUUUGCUGGGGACCAAACUCAUCUGAUUUGGAACUCUCAGAUGCAUCAGGAGACUUCAUGGUUUUAGCUUCAUCGAAGGCUUCUCUUUGUGGGAUUUUAGAGUCCUCUCGUGAAGUGAGUUGCUGGGGUGAUAUUGAUUUGUCUGUUGCCCCUCCAGUUGGGAUUCGCUUCGUGUCUUUAACAGCCGGUGCUCACCACUUUUGUGGGAUUCGAGAGGAUAAUCAUGGGGUUGAGUGUUGGGGAAGCUUUAAUUUUUCUUCUGUUCCAAAGGGUUCUGGGUUUAUGGCCAUUGCUUCCUCUGAUUUCACUACGUGCGGUAUUAGGGAAGUUGAUUUAGUUCUUGAUUGCUGGUUUGCUAAUUCCUCCUCGCUGCCUGAUUAUGAUCCUCCAUUGGAAUUGUGCAGUCCAGGACUUUGUAGUGCUGGCCCUUGCGGUGAAAGGGAGUUUGCAUUCAAUGCAAGCAUUCUCAAUGAACCAGAUUUGAUAAGCUUGUGUAUUAGGAAAGAUUUAAAGAUUUGUUCACCUUGUGGGUCAAACUGUUCUCAAGGAUAUUUCUUGUCUAGCCCAUGUACCCCUAAUGCUGAUAGGGUAUGCACUGCUUGUUCUCUUUGUCAAAACAGUUCUUGUUGGGAUGUUUGUGGGAUUCAAUCAUCUCCGGAGAAGCAUUGGCAUCACUUUCGUCGACUGAUGCUCAUAAUUGGAUCCUGUAUAUUGGGAUUUCUAUUGAUACUUGUUAGCUGGUGUAUUCUUCGAUGUCUUUUUGCCACCAGUAAAGAAGAAGGGACUAAAAGGCAAUUCAAAUCUUGUAUAGGAAAACCAGAGAUGGAUGCUGAUGCAAACUCCCUUCCUCCUCCAUCUGUGGCAUCCUGCCCUGGAGCAGCUCAAGUUUUCCGACUCUCAGAGCUGAAAGAUGCAACUAAUGGGUUCAAAGAGUUCAAUGAGCUAGGUAGGGGGAGCUUUGGUUUUGUUUACCGUGCUGUCCUCACCGAUGGUCGGCAAGUCGCAGUCAAGAGGGCUAAUGCUGCCACAAUAAUCCACACCAACAGCCGAGAAUUUGAAACGGAGUUGGAAAUCCUUUGCAAUAUCAGACAUUGUAAUAUUGUAAAUUUGUUGGGUUACUGUUCGGAGAUGGGGGAGAGGCUUCUCAUUUAUGAGUUUAUGCCUCAUGGAACACUUCAUGACCAUCUCCACGGUGGGCUUUCACCUUUGAAUUGGAACCUUAGAUUAAAAAUUUUGAUGCAGGCUGCAAAGGGGCUCGAGUACCUUCACAAGGAGGUUUUUCCACCUAUUGUCCACCGCGAUGUGAACAGUUCAAAUAUUCUUUUGGAUUCUGAUUGGGUUGCACGAAUUGCAGAUUUUGGGCUUCUUACUCCAAAUGACAAAGAUCUUUCUGGAGAUACAAAAAGUGAUGUUUACAAUUUUGGGAUUGUACUGCUAGAGAUUCUCAGCGGAAGGAAGGCAUAUGACAGAGAUUACAUGCCUCCAAAUAUAAUUGAGUGGGCAAUGCCCUUAAUUAAACGAGGUAAGGCAGCAGCCAUAAUUGAUCGGUAUGUUGCUCUUCCAAGAAAUGUUGAGCCAUUGCUUAAACUAGCUGAUAUAGCAGAGUUGGCAGUAACGGAAAAUUCAAGCGAGCGACCUACAAUGUCAGAGUUAGCAACUUGGCUAGAGCAACUUGUGAAGGAUGGACUGAUCUUGUAGCCUUAAGUUUUGAAUGAAUCAAAGAGUUGGAUUGACAAAAUGAAUGCAGGAGCUCAGUGAGUACCAUUAUUUGGAUGCUGUACAUUCAAAGUUCCUUGUAUAGAGGAUGCAAUUUGUUAUUCAUUCAAUCUCCACAAUGUCAAGGAGAUGCAAUUUUUUAUAUGAGUCUAUAAAUGUUACAUUCAUGGUAAUAAUAUGAUGAGUGUAUCUUAUUAUCUUC